This is a messenger RNA of Strigops habroptila (Kakapo), 6946 nucleotides long. Its product is annotated as protocadherin beta-15-like. Gene Ontology annotation, cellular component: plasma membrane. Gene Ontology annotation, molecular function: calcium ion binding. Gene Ontology annotation, biological process: homophilic cell-cell adhesion. The transcript has a single exon. The record is from RefSeq and is a predicted model, not a curated record. NCBI's taxonomy places the organism in Eukaryota, Metazoa, Chordata, Aves, Psittaciformes, Psittacidae. The coding region runs from base 285 to 2726 and encodes 813 amino acids.
GGCGCUGCAGAGUGGCUGCAAGAGGGGAGGCGGCUGAGCUCCCACUGACUCUGCCCAGCCAAGCCGACCACAGCCGAACCGAGCACAGCCGAUCCGGGAGCGGGGGCGAGCGGAGCCCCGUAAUAUCCGCUGCCGGGACACGGCGGCCGUGCUCCGGCCCGCUAGCCGGACUCGGAGAAAGGAAGGACGCCCGCCUGCCGCCCCGUCGCUCUGCUGCCGGGCACCGCUAGCCGCGGAGGACUGCGAGGACGAUCCCCGACACGGAGGCUGCUCGCCGCCCCGCCAUGGCGACCGCAAGGCAAGUGCUCUCUCUCUGUGCUUUCCUCUCCCUGACGCACGCUCGCGCCGAGCCCAUCCGCUACUCCGUAGCCGAGGAGGGCGAAAGCGGCUCCGUGGUAGCCAACGUGGCGGAGGACGCGGGGCUGUCCCCGGCGCAGCUCUCGGCUCGCGGCGCCCGCCUGCUCUCGGAGGACGGCCGGCAGCACUUUCGCUUAGACCGCGCCAGCGGCCGCCUCGUCGUGGGCGAGCGGCUGGACCGCGAGGAGCUGUGCGGGCAGUCCGCUACCUGCACGCUGCCCUUCGAGCUCCUGCUGUCAAACCCCGUGCAGUUCUUUCGGGUCGAGGUGGCCGUGGAGGACAUCAAUGACCACGCGCCCGCUUUCCCGGAGGAAUGGGUCAAUCUUAAGAUACUGGAAACGAGCAACCCGGGGUCGCGUUUCCCUCUGGAGGGAGCUCGGGACCUGGAUGUUGGCAGCAACAGUAUCCAGUCUUACAGCAUCUCUCCCGACAACGAGUACUUUAGUGUUGCCUUUGGGAGUCAGAUUGGCAAUGCCAAAUAUAUUGAAUUGGUUUUGGAAAAGCCACUCGACAGAGAGGAGCAAGCAGAGGUGGGUUUCACUCUCAUUGCUGUGGAUGGGGGCUCUCCACCCAGGAGUGGGACCACCCAAAUCCACAUUGUUGUUCUAGAUGUAAAUGACAACGCUCCUGUCUUCACACAGAAGGAGUUCAUUGGACAGGUUUUGGAAAAUGCCCCGAAGGGCUCUGUGGUUCUCAGAGUAGUGGCAACCGAUCGGGAUGCAGGAGUUAAUGGGGAAAUCUCCUAUCAGUUCAGCCAAGCAGGAGGCCAGAGCCACUCAGCAUUCACAAUUGACCCCACAAGCGGUGAAAUUAAACUCACAAAGCCUCUGGACUUUGAGGCAGCAGAGAAUCAUGAGCUCAGCGUGCAGGCCACAGAUGGUGGUGGCCUUUCAGCAAUCUGCAAAGUGUUGGUGGAAGUCGUGGAUGUGAAUGACAAUGCACCGGAGCUGGUGGUCAGUUCCUUUAGCAGCCCCCUCCCCGAGAACGCAUUGCCCGGAACAGCGGUCGCCCUCUUUACUGUCAGAGACCGGGAUUCUGGUGCUAAUGGGAAGAUCUCCUGUGCCCUUGAGGACCAGCUAUCAUUCUCCCUACACCCAGCCUAUAAGAAUUACUUUGAGUUGGUGACCGUGAGUGCGCUGGACCGGGAGGAGACAGCACGGUACAUCCUCACAGUCACAGCAGCAGACGCGGGGUCACCUCCUCUCACAACGACCCAGACCUUCACAGUGGACAUCUCCGAUGUCAAUGACAAUGCACCUGUGUUCAACCAGCCAUCGUACGCCAUGUAUGUGCAUGAGAACAAUGUCCCCACGGUGCUCGUUGGAACCAUAAGUGCUACAGAUGCUGACGUGGGGCCUAAUGCCAAGGUGACCUAUUCCCUGUUGCCAGCCCACCCUGCAGGGCAGCCUUCCUGCUCCUGCAUCUCUGUGAACUCUGAGACUGGGGAUGUGUUUGUGCUGCGGCCCCUGGACUAUGAGCAGGUGAGGCAGAUUGAAGUCCUGGUGAAAGCCUCUGACGCAGGGUCACCUCCUCUCAGUGCCAACAUCACUGUCCGCAUUUCUGUGGUGGAUGAGAACGACAAUGCCCCUCUGGUGCUGUACCCCUCACAGGAGAACAGCCCUCCAUCUAGUGAGUUGGUGCCCAUUUCAGCUGAGGCAGGCUACCUUAUCACCAAAGUGGUGGCCGUCGAUGCUGACUCAGGGCAGAACUCCUGGCUCUCGUACCACCUGCUGAGGGCCACUGAUCCUGGACUGUUUGUGGUGGGUGCCCAAAGUGGGGAGGUGCGACUGAGAAGGCCGGUGACAGAGAGAGAUGCCGUGAAGCAGAAGCUCGUUGUGCUGGUACGAGACAAUGGUCGACCACCACUGUCAGCUACUGCGGCAAUGAGUGCACUCGUGCUCAGUGACUUCUCAGAUGUGCGGCUAACACACAGCAGCCUGGCCAUGGAGGAUGACGGCAGCUCCCUGACAAUAUAUUUAAUCAUUUCCUUGGUCUUUGUCUCCCUCCUCUUCCUCUUGUCCACAGCAGCCUUCAUCACUCGGAAGGUGUGCAAGAGAAAGGAGCUGAAGGAUGGGCACGUGCUUUAUGGCGCCAGCAACUUGCAGAGCAACCUGGCUGAUGCGGCUGCUGCAGGAACCCUGCCCCACGCCUAUUGCUAUGAGAUCAGCCUCACAACGGGCUCGGGCAACAGCGAGUUCAAGUUCCUGAAGCCCAUCCUCCCCAGCCUUCCACCACAGCUCCAUGCCACAGGUGACGGCACCAACAAUGAACAAGAUUUCCCGUGUGGCAUUGUCACUGCAGAGGACAUGGCACCAGACAACCGUGGGAUGCUCUCUGCAGAGCAGUUCAAUCGUCUUUCCUUUAACUAGCAUGGUGUUGGCACAGACAGGGCUUUUGCUUCUCAUGACAGGAAGGAAUCCAUGCUAUGACAUGUGGCAAUGGGACCUCCAGAGUAAAUCUGCAUUUGCAAUUGGCAUCAAUGACUUCCCAUGAAGACAAAGUGAGAGAAAAUACUGAAUUCACCUACAAAAAACCCCCAACCAACCAACCAAAAAACCCUACAAAACCCAACAAAAGAAACUAAAUCUGUCUCAUUCAGGAAAUUGCAUGUUUCAGCUCUGUUGCAGCCAUUUCUUAAUCACUUUCAGAUUAGGAUUAGUACCAGGACUCCAGCUAAAUUCUUGUCUCUGUUGCUGGCAGGCACGACCAUGGCCAAUUCCUCUGUGCUGUAAUGCAGUGGCACGAUCGGGCAGGCAAAUUACAACCUCACUCAAAUGCAUAGGUCAGAAAAGCAAGGGCAUUGUGAGUACUGUGUGACAAUGUAGUAUGAGCAUAGGGCUUUUUCUUCUUUGCAUGUCUCUCUCUGAGAUCGGUGGGCUCUGUAUUUUUUUCCUUCUGGUCACUGCGUCUGUCCAUACAGCUGUUGUGUGUCUGCCUAUGCUGCAUGAUGGCUAUACAUUAAAGCAGGCAGCUGCUCUCAUCCACCCAUUGCGGUUCCAGCACUGCAGGAAGAAAGAUAUUUUGGCUUUUUGAGUACAAGAAUCUCAUAUUCUCUAGGGGAGAGCAGCAGAACAAGCGAAGUCUUCCCUCGGCCCAUAAGGGGGUAGUUGGGUGGGUGUUAUCCUUGGUAUUGCCUGGGAAAUACAGCAACACAAAUAGUGUUAGGGUAAAAUGUGAUGGACCAGACCAGACUAGACUAGACUAGAAUAGAAAUAUUUCAUUUUGAAGGGACCUAUAAUGAUCAUGUGGUCCAACUGCCUGACUAUUUCCAGGCUGACCCAAUUUAAAGUAUGUUUUUAAUAGCAUUGUACAAAUGCCUGUUAAACACAGGCUUGGGCCAUUGACCCCAGCUCUAGGAAGCCUGUUCCAGUGUUUGACCACUCUUUCAGGAAAGAAAUGCUUCCUAAUGUCAAGUCUCAUCCUCCACUGGUGUGGCUUUGAACUGUUCCCACGCAUCCUACCAAUGGAUAUGAGGGAGAAGAGCUCAGCAUCUUCCUCUCCAGUUCCCCUCCUUAGGAAGCUGACCCUCACAUGCUUCUUCAGUUGUGGCACCCAGCACAGCACACAGUAGUCAAGGUGAGGCCUAACCAAUGCUGAAUGCACGGGGAUACUCACUAUAAUUAAAGAUUGCUAGGAGUGGCUGGUUGUGCUGUGUUUGAUGUCCACGGGAUGUGGUUUGUCCCCGUGGCUGCCAGGACACACUGUUGGCUCCUACCGAGCCUGCUGCACACCAGCAACCCCAGCAGCUCCCUUUCUGCAGUGCUGCCCUCCAGCCUCUCCUUGCCCAAUUUAAAAUAAAAUCCAGAAGAACUACAUCCACCACCUUCCCUUCAUCAACGAGGCAGGUGAUCUUAGUACCCAGUAUCACCUUCUCCAUAUGUUUUCUAAGAGCUGAGGUGAGAGCAACAGGUCUGUAGUUACCUGUGUCUUUCCUCAUGCCCUUCUUGCAGACUGGAAGUACACUGGCUAGGUUCCAAUCACCAGGGAAUUCUCCUGACUUGGGAGAAGAGCUUGGGUAGGUGACUGGGAAGGGUCCUGCUGUAGCAUCUGUCAGCACCUUCAGUGCUCUGGGCUGAAUCAUAUCAGGCCCCAUUGGCUUUUGUCCAUACAGCUGAUACAGCUAGGUCCUGAUGAUUUCAGUGUCCACAAAUGGAGAGUCACUGUCUCUGCACUCGUACUCCUCUGCCUCAGGGGACUGUGCAGCCCUAAGGUUAUUGGUAUAAUUAAAGAUUGAGGUAAGAAAAGCAUUGAACAACUCCAACUCUUUUUUGUCCCUGUUAGUCAGGGUGUGAUCUUCUUCUAUGAGUACCAGUCUAAUGUUUUCUUUCAAACUCCUCUUGUUAUGAACAUACUUAAAAAGCCAUUCUUGUUGUAUGACACAACACUGGCCAGUUUCAAGUCUGAUCGAGUUUUGGCCUUUCGUGUCUUCUCCCUGAAUAUAUGAACCAUAGCUCUGUAAGCUUCCUGCAAAGCCUGACCUUGUUUCCACAGAUCAUACAAUUUCUUUCUCUUCUGGAGCUCCAUAGGGAAUUCCCUGUUUGGCCAAGCUGAUUUUCUGAUCUGUGUGCUCGACUUUUGGCACAGUGGAAUUGUUUUCUAAUAGACUGUAACCCUACAGAGUUGUGAGAAUAUGUUCCUUAAGAAAGAUUGUAAGGAAACUCCACAAGUUGCUUCAAGGGACUUUUUCUGAAGGUAGCGUCAAGAUGAAAUCUGAAAGUGGACUUUGAGUUUGGUAUCAUCAUUGUUGUUCCUGAAUUCAGAGGUUUCUUGAUGGGAGUGGAAAGCUGUUAUGCUAUGAUUUUCUGUGUUUAUCUUUUAGAGCAUUUGCAUUGUCCUUUUUGUCUUUUCUCCUUCUACUCUGUGACUACUUUUGAACAUUGUCUUGCAUCUUCCUCUUGAGAAGGAAUGUCACUCCCACAUAUAAUUAAUAAAGGAUUGUUUGAAAGAAGGCAGCAUGACACGAGAUAUUGGGAAACCCUCACAUUGUGUUGUGCUGCAGUUAUAAACUGUCUGUUGUAACGACGGGAGAUCUUUGUGUGUAAAAGCAGAAUAAAGAGAACACUCUAAUGCUUUGUGUGGAGCCAGUUGUCUUUGUAGAGCUGUCCUUCCUGUGAAAGAUCUGUCACAGUUUCUAAAGGGCCAGGAGUGUUUUUCCCAUGUUGUCCCUUGGCUGAGGUUGACUGGGUACAGUUCUUGAAUUGGAGACAUUGCCAGCAGAGCCUUCAAGAAAGUUGUGAGGAGCAGGAAAUUGCUGGCAGGCCUCUAUGGAUCUCCUUGGUACUGACUGUCUUGCUGUGACGAGGCAAGUUAUAUCCAGAUCGGGGCUACCAGGCCUCUUCCUUCCCAGAGACCCUGGGUCUGCCUUGGUGUCUGCAAAGCAGGGAGGUGGGGAGAGUGUCCUUCCCAACUCUCCUGACGACUCCAGCUACAGAUGGCAACUGUGAGGCUUUCCAGAGCAAAGUGUGAUGCUGAAAGUGUAGGAAUUUCAGAAGAUGGAUGUCACAAAGAUGGCAUCCCCAUUCCUUUGGAAGUGUUUGGGGGAGCUCCAUGAAACGGGUAUUUGGUGAGCAAAAACAGUGACCAGGGAGAGGCUUCUCUACAGAAAUGUCUCAGUCUUCAGUGCUCCAGCAUCAAUGCCCAAGCCGCAGAGGGCAAGUAAUGGACUGGGAGAAUGAUGACCACCCGCUGUAGAGAAGAUCAGGUUUGAGACCAACUAAAGGAAUAUGAAGAUGCAGAAAUACACGGGACUUGAAGAGAUGCAAUAGUCAAUAUAUUAUCCAUCAUGCUUCAGAAGUCAUAGCAGUCCAGAGAAGAUCCCAGUGACAGAAAAAUGGGAAACAUAACUUCCUUUUUUACAAAUGGAAAAAGAGCCAGGGAACAAUAGGCCAAUCAGUCUCACCUCAUUUCCCAGCAAGAUCAUGGAACAGAUCCCCCGGAUGUGUGCAAAGGCUCGUGGAAUGUAAGGAUGUGGUUGGUGCCUGCCAACAAGGCCUCACUGAUGUCCCUGAACAAUUUGAUGGCCUUCUACAGUGGGGCUAUGGCAUUGGUGCGUAAGGGAGGACCGAAUGCUGUCAUCUACCUGGACUUGCACAAAGACUUGACACUGUCCUGAAUUACAUCCUUUUUCCUAAAGUGGAGAAGUAUUUAUAUGAUGCAUGGAUUACUUGGUCAAUAUUGAAUUGGAAGGAUGAUUGCGCUCAAAGAUUUGUGGUUAAUGGCUCGAUGCCCAAGUGAGAAGUGGUCUUGGUUGAUGCAAAGCUAAAUGUGACCCACCAAUGUGAGCUUCCAGCUUUUAGGCUGACAACAUAAGAAAGAUGUGGAUCUGUUGGAGUGAGUCCAGAGAGGACCACGAAGAUGAUGAGAUGGUUGGAGCACUGCUUCUAUGAGGAAACCCUGAGAUAGUUGGGGUUGUUCAGCCUGGAGAAGAGAAGGCUCAAGAGGCUUUAGAGCAGCCUUCCUAAAGGGGAAGUACAAGCUCGUGUAUUGAUAGGACAAGUGGAAAUAGCUUUAAAAUGAAAGAGGGUAGGUAUAUAUUAGAUAUUAUGGAGAAGUUCUUCCUUGUGAGGCUGGUAAGGCAUUUGAACAGGUU